AUGCAUCAAUCUGAUCUUACUCCAAUAAAAUCCAAACGUAGUAAUGCAAUUGCUGAACGUGAUCACCAAGAAUUUGAAAAACAUGCUUAUAUUCGUCAGGAUGCAGUUGACUUCCUUUUAUCUUUAUCUGAAAGAUGUACAUCUUGGGUUAAAGAUCUUUGUAAUAAUGAUGACAUUUAUAAUGAUACUCCUACCCGAUUAAUUCAUAUGUCACCUAAUGAAGCUGUAAAGAGAGCAUUAAAAGGGGAAAAAAUAAUUGCUGAUCCUGCUGUUAAACAUCGAAGGUCUAUCGGGUUUGAUGAACCUCGGUUAACCUAUAAAGAUUCUGUUUUAUAUUUACUCGAACCUGGUGAAUUAAAAUUUGGUAAUAGACGUAUAACUGAUAUGAACUGGUCUCCCAAAGUUUAUCGUAUCAAAGAAUCCUUAAUACAAAAAAAUCAACCGUGA
Molecule: messenger RNA, 447 nt
Organism: Ambispora gerdemannii
Lineage: Eukaryota; Fungi; Glomeromycota; Glomeromycetes; Archaeosporales; Ambisporaceae
Source: the annotation of a GenBank genome assembly